This is a messenger RNA of Phalaenopsis equestris, 1928 nucleotides long. RefSeq lists its product as uncharacterized. The transcript has a single exon. The record is from RefSeq and is a predicted model, not a curated record. NCBI's taxonomy places the organism in Eukaryota, Viridiplantae, Streptophyta, Magnoliopsida, Asparagales, Orchidaceae. Bases 486 to 1520 code for a protein of 344 amino acids.
UUGAAAAAGUAUAUAUAGUUCCGUUUUGGAUCUCCGGAAGGCGCGGAAACGGGAAUCUCCAGAUUUCUUCAUCUCCGACGGGCUCAUUUCCACUCCCCACCGCUGUGAAACUCAAGUCUUCUUCGUUCUCGUUGCUCUCUCUCUCCCUUUCCAUUUCCCCGUCGUCUUUAACCUACCCUUGCUCUAAUCACACGCUGUUCCCUUGUUUUGAUUCUCUUCAUUGACAUGGAUCCCCUCUCCAACUGUUCGAGGAAAUGCUCCUGAAAGGGGGGAUACACUUCGCAACUCUGUUUCUACGGCCCUCCUUCUCUUUUCAUAAGUCUCUCUUGAUCCGCUCUACAAUUUAUUCCUGAGCCAUUGACGUCCGCUUUGAUUUCGGGCCGUUUUAUCGAAAAUGGCUGCAGCGAGCACAUCAUAAAUGGGAUGUCAGCGUUGAUCUCUUCAAUUGGUGUAAUAAGCUGUGAGAUAGAUUUGAUAUUGCUGUUAUGGAUCAUCCGAUCGUCUCUGAACUCUCCCCACAGGCGGUCAUCUCCCCCGUCCCGCUAGAGUUUUCCAACGUUGAGGCCAUCCCGCACAUGAACGCAUUGGAGAUUCUGAGGGAGACUGCCCGAAUCCUCCGCACAGAUCCCUCCACUUUUCUGACCAUCAUGGCUCUUCUUAUUUGUCCUGUAUCCACCGCUUUGCUCUCCAAUUUCCUUGUCGACAAGGCUAUCGUUACUGCUCUCGGACGCAGACUGAUGCUUCUUGCGGUUACCAAUGGAUUACCGGCCACACAGUUCAUCAAACAGAUCUGCCAUCAUCUUGCAGGCACCAUUGUCUCUUCUGCCUUUUGCUUCCCUUUGUUGAUAACUUUUCUUCUUCUAGCCCGGGCCUGCACUGCUUAUUCCGUGGCCUGCAAUUAUGCUGGAAAGAAAGUUAUAGCCACAGAAUUUAUGGGAAUGGCUCGUAGGAUUUGGAGGAGCCUUGUGUCGACCUAUAUUUUGGUUUGUGCGGCAAUUGUAGGUUGCCUUGCUAUCUUCAUCGUACUCAUAGUUGUCGUCUGCAAUUCACUUGCUGUAUUGGGUUAUCCUCCAGAGAUCAUUGUGUAUCCAGCAUUGGUUACAGUUUUAGGGUUUUCGGUGGCUUAUGCCCAUACUAUUAUAGUAUGCAAUAUUGCUAUUGUGAUAUCUGUAUUGGAGGACGCAUCAGGACCGAUGGCUUUUCUGCGGUCAGUAAGGUUAGUUAAGGGGCAGACGCAAGCAGGGCUUCUGAUAUUUCUUGGGUCUGCCAUUGGUUCUGCUUUUGUUGCAGGGUUAUUCGAGCACAGGGUGAAAACAUUGAGCUAUGGAGAUGGUUCUUCUCGUAUAUGGGAAGGGCCUCUUCUGGUCCUCAUGUAUUCGUUUGUUCUUCUGGUUGAUUCUAUGAUGAGUGCCGUCUUCUAUUUUACCUGUAGGUCUUCUGGCAUGGAAGUGUUGAGUGGAAAUGCCCUUGCUGUUGAAGAGUUGGAAACUCUUUCUUCUGAGUCAGCUACUGUGGGAUAGCUUAUUGUUUCAGUUUUGCUUAGUGAUAGUAUUGGCUAUUAUUUCAUUGCAGUUACUUGUAGAGAACGACAGUGCUUUGUUUUUUAGUCACAGUAGAAACCAGGAAGUUAUUCCACUGAAUAAGGUUGAUAGAUAGCAUUUUCAAUGACUGCUGUGAAAGCAUGAAAAUUGAAUGGUCUAUUGCUGAGAAGAGUGUUCGGUCAAAGUAGAUUAUCAGAACAGAAUCCUACAUAGUAUUUGCAAAUAUGUAUGUUUAUUUCUAAACAAGUUAACCAUUCUGGUAAUCUCUUUGCUGUUUAUCUUUUCUAUAUCUGUAGCAUUGGUCAUUCUGUCAUUAUGCUUUCAGAAUUAGAUUAGUUGGACAAACACUACAUAUUAGUCAAGCAGUCAAUUGUAAAAUUCAUCAUA